CCCAUAUUCUUUGCCACCAUUAUCGUUUCUACUGGUACUACAUCAAGGAAUGUACGGCAAAGAGAAAUCACAAGAUGCAAAUACAGAUCAAAACACAGAUCCCGGUUUCAUAACAUUUUUUGGGAAGUUGCCAGAAAAGUCGCCAGAGACCGGGACACUGCGACUCUUCCACCGAUAUCAGGGCUCGGAUUCAUGGUAUGCCGUUUAUGGCCCAGACGCACUCUAUGUCGCGCAACACAUCUACCAUACGAAUUCUGUCAUCAAAUAUCUUGGAUUUGGAGGAAGAGAUGCAGGGCUGCCAUCCGUGACACUGAAGACGAGUAUGGCGCAACAACUGUUAAGGGAGGCGUUGACUAUCAAACAAUUGCGGGUAGAAAUUUGGGAGCCUGAGUCGGGUCAAGGGAAAAAGGUCAAUAAGUUCAAGUUGGAGAAAGAGGCUUCUCCGGGGAACCUACAAGCAGUAGAAGAUAUGCUUUUCAGCCACUCUGAUCUCACGACGACGCCUGUUGUCAUAGCUAUCAAAAUCUCGUCGACUCCAGCUGCGGCAGGGAAGGCUAAACAGAAGACCAUUGGAAUAGCGUUCGCCGAUACCAGCGUAAGAGAACUUGGAGUUUCCGACUUUGUGGAUAACGAUUUGUUCUCGAAUACUGAAUCAGUUGUAAUUCAACUAUCCGUAAAAGAGGCCAUUAUACCAACGGGAACAACGGCUGGAACAUCGGAACGUGAUAUUGAGUUGCACAAACUAAAAGGUGUUUUGGAGCGUUGUGGAGUUAUCAUAACAGAACGAAAGCCAAGUGAAUUCACCAAUAAGAGCAUCAUCGACGAUUUGCCUCGUCUUCUUGUCUCCUCAGAAGUUUCCGAACUCUCCUCAGCAGAUGCAUCCGUUAUCAUACCGCAGCUCUCACUUCCGACUGCUCCAGCUGCAUUGUCAGCUUUGGUAAAUUAUCUGUCGCUCCUUUCUGACCCAUCCAACCACAACGCGUUCAGAAUACGAACGCACGAUCUGUCGCAGUACAUGCGCCUUGAUGCCAGUGCCCUUCGUGCUCUGAACCUUACAGAAGCGCCAGGGAAUUCUGGAACAACAACGCGUAAUACUACCCUCUUGGGUCUUCUGAACAAAUGUAAAACUUCUCAAGGAACCAGACUACUUGGGACGUGGCUAAAGCAGCCACUGGUCAAUUUGCACGAAAUACAUAAACGUCAUAAUCUGGUUGAAGUCUUCGUCAUGGAGACUAAUACACGCCGAACCCUUCAGGACGAUUUCAUGAAGUUAAUGCCCGAUCUCCAUCGGCUUUCGAAACGCUUUCAGAAGGGACAUGCGUCCCUGGAGGAUGUUGUCCGAGUUUACCAAGUCGUUCUCAAGCUCCCUGGAAUAGUUGAAGCGCUUGAAUCGCUCCAAACUGAACAGAGCGAGUAUGCAGACCUCAUCAAUGAAGUCUAUCUCGAGUCUCUGAAGCAACACGAAGAGAGUCUUUCAAAGUACUCCGAGAUGGUGGAACAGACACUUGAUCUGGACGAAGUUGACAGGCACAACUACGUUAUCAAGCCAGAUUUCGAUCCUAGAUUGCAACAAUUGUCUAAGAAGAUCUCCGAGGCACGGGACGGACUCGACGCGGAACAUCAAGCAGCAGCGGAAGACCUUAAUCUCGAUAUCGUCAAGAAAUUGCAUCUAGAGAAUAGUCAGACAUACGGGUAUUGUUUCCGUGUGACAAAGAAUGAUGCUCGAGGAUUGUCAAAGUCGUAUAUCGAGCUCGGGACCAUCAAGAGCGGCGUUUUCUUCACUACCAGAAAACUCAAACAGUAUGCGAACAAUUAUAAGGAGUACUCAGAUCAAUAUGCAAGGACGCAAAGCGGCUUGGUGAAGGAAGUUGUCAAUAUUGCGUCGACAUAUACUUCAGUUUUAGAAGCACUUGACUAUGUCAUAGCUCAUUUGGAUGUGAUUCUUAGCUUCGCCCACGUUUCUGUUAAUGCCCCGACACCAUAUGUUAAGCCAAAGAUGACCAUGAGUGGUACCGGAGAUCUGAUUCUUCAAGAGGCCAGGCACCCCUGUUUGGAGGUGCAAGAAGAUGUUUCCUUCAUCCCUAAUGAUGUUGAGAUGAUCAAGGAUAAGACAGAGUUCCAAAUCAUCACUGGUCCAAACAUGGGUGGGAAAUCAACAUAUAUCCGCCAAAUUGGCGUUAUCGCCUUAAUGGCGCAAGCAGGGUGUUUCGUUCCCUGUAUUGAGGCACAAAUACCGAUAUUCGAUUCUAUAUUGUGUCGUGUCGGGGCUGGAGAUAGCCAGUUGAAAGGGGUGUCUACAUUCAUGGCUGAAAUGCUUGAGACUGCCACCAUUCUACGAUCUGCUACGAAAGAUUCGUUGAUCAUUAUUGACGAACUGGGUAGAGGAACAUCCACCUAUGAUGGCUUCGGGUUAGCUUGGGCAAUCUCGGAGCAUAUCGCCUCGAAAAUUCACGCGUUUUGUUUAUUCGCAACCCAUUUUCAUGAAUUGACAGCGUUGGACCAGCAAAUUCCCCACGUCAAAAAUCUACAUGUAGUCGCUCACGUCGGCGAAAAAACAUCAGCGGAUGAGAAGCAGGAUAUAACGUUGCUGUACAAAGUGGAACCCGGGAUAUGUGAUCAGAGUUUCGGGAUACACGUUGCGGAAAUGGCAAAAUUUCCAGAAGCUGUUAUCAAGCUUGCGCGUCAGAAAGCUAGGGAAUUAGAAGAUUUUGGUGGCGAUGGCAAACAUAUGGAGGAAGAUAUACCUGUUGAAGUGACCAAUGAAGGUAUCGAAAUUGUUCAACACCUGUUUCGUUCUUGGGCCGGAAAGAAAGCGGUGGACGAUGAUGAUGAUGUAGUUAUGAUAGAUGACGAUGUUGACGUUGAGAAAGAGCUUGAAAGGCUUAGAAGUUGUGUGCAGGAGUUGAGACCGAGGAUAGAAGGAAAUCCAUGGUUGCAAAAGAUGCUCCUUGAAUUGUAAUCGUCACAAUUCCCCCACCGCUUGCUGGAACUUCGCAUGGUAUCUUGGACUGCGUCUGUAACAUACGUGAAUAGCACUGUAUUUUUAGAGACAACCAUAGUACUAAAGUACUACUGUACAUAGCAUAUUAGAUUUCAGAUCUUACUUGUGCGGAGUAUCAUCUGGUGGAAUGUUGCUACAGUUUUGACCGA
Molecule: messenger RNA, 3150 nt
Organism: Marasmius oreades (fairy-ring Marasmius)
Lineage: Eukaryota; Fungi; Basidiomycota; Agaricomycetes; Agaricales; Marasmiaceae
Exons: 23
Coding region: 50-2959 (969 amino acids)
Biological process (GO): mismatch repair; mitotic recombination
Cellular component (GO): nucleus; MutSalpha complex
Molecular function (GO): ATP binding; ATP-dependent DNA damage sensor activity; mismatched DNA binding
Source: RefSeq, a predicted model, not a curated record